This is a messenger RNA of Beauveria bassiana ARSEF 2860, 363 nucleotides long. RefSeq names its product CipC protein. The record is from RefSeq and is a predicted model, not a curated record. NCBI's taxonomy places the organism in Eukaryota, Fungi, Ascomycota, Sordariomycetes, Hypocreales, Cordycipitaceae. The transcript is spliced from 3 exons. The coding region runs from base 1 to 363 and encodes 120 amino acids.
AUGUUUGGUUUCGGCGACGCCAAGGAAAAUUACGACCAGCUCCAAGACGGCCGUCACGAGGCCAAGUUCUCCCACGAGCUCCUCGCCGGCGGCGCCUCUUUUGCCGCCUUCAAGGCUUUCGAGGACCACCAGCGCUCAGAAGGCAAGCCCGUCUCUCAUCAAUUCGCCAAAGAGCUCCUCGCGGGCUUUGCCGGCGCCGAGGUCGACAAGCUCAUGGAGAGCAAGGGCGCCGACUGGAUCGACAGGGAGCGCGCCCAGCACGAGGCCAAGAAGCGCACCGAGCAAAUGUACGACCAGCACUAUGGCGGCCGCGACGAGUACAACCCCGAGUACGAGGCUCCCGAGCACUUCCGAAACUACUAA